AGCAGAUCUACUCACAAAAGUCCACCCAGCAGAAGCAGGAGGAUGGUGGUUGUGGGUCCUCUGUGCGCAGCCCUGUUAACCUUUAAACCAGCACGGCUGCCGCAGCUGUGAGCCUAGCACCUGAUCAGUGGAGAGCUGUGGAUUGCAUGUUUGUUUGCCAUUGCCCCCGCCACCCUGCAGUUUGCACCUUCUAGAACCAGCAAGCCAAGCGCCUCUCACCCAGCAUAAUGAUGCGGAAAUGCAAAUGCACCAUCAUGUUGUGACCCAUAUUGCGAAAAUUAGAAAAAAGGAAGUUGUGUUUCGCUAUUGCACGAAGUUCAGCCCGGAGGAGAAACUCGCUCACCUUCAGAAGACAGUACCUCCUAAAUGGCUCUACUUUGAACCUGCUGGGCAAGGAAGAGAUUUUCAAGGAAACCAUCUACCGUGUGUGAGCCCCUGCCAGCCAACCCCAGACCCCAGCACGGAGCCAGGCGCCUGUGCCCGCCGACCCUCAGCACCCUCCUCGGAAAGGCUGGUGGCAUCAGGAAGCCCCUGGCCAGCCUCCACCUGAGCCCAGUGAGCUCAGCUUUAAGGAUGGAGUCAGGCGGGGGGUCCUCAACCCCUCCAGGACCCAUUGCUGCCCUAGGGAUGCCAGACAGUGGGCCUGGCAGUUCCUCCCUAGGGAAGCUUCAGGCGCUCCCUGUCGGGCCCAGAGCCCACUGUGGGGACCCUGGCAGCCUGGCUGCAGCAGGGGACGGCUCUCUAGACACAGGCUCCACGGGAGAGCUGAGUGGUAGCUUAAAGAUCCCCAACCGGGACAGCGGGAUCGACAGUCCAUCCUCCAGUGUGGCUGGAGAGAACUUCCCCUGUGAGGAGGGCUUGGAGGCUGGCCCAAGCCCCACUGUACUGGGGGCGCACCCAGAGAUGGCCCUGGACAGCCAGGUCCCGAAGGUCACCCCCCAGGAGGAGGCGGACAGCGAUGUGGGUGAGGAACCUGACUCUGAGAACACCCCCCAGAAGGCUGACAAGGAUGCCGGCCUGGCCCAGCACUCUGGCCCCCAGAAGCUUCUCCACAUUGCCCAGGAGCUCCUGCACACCGAGGAGACCUAUGUGAAGCGGCUGCACCUGCUGGACCAGGUUUUCUGCACCAGGCUGACGGAUGUGGGGAUCCCUCCAGAAGUCAUCAUGGGCAUAUUCUCUAACAUCUCUUCCAUCCACCGCUUCCACGGGCAGUUCCUGCUGCCGGAGCUGAAGACGCGGAUCACGGAGGAGUGGGACACAAACCCACGGCUCGGGGACAUCCUGCAGAAGCUGGCCCCAUUCCUGAAGAUGUACGGCGAGUACGUCAAGAACUUUGACCGAGCCGUAGGGCUGGUGAGCACGUGGACCCAGCGCUCCCCACUGUUUAAAGACGUCGUCCACAGCAUCCAGAAGCAGGAGGUAUGCGGGAACCUGACGCUGCAGCACCACAUGCUGGAGCCCGUGCAGAGGGUCCCCCGGUACGAGCUGCUGCUCAAGGACUAUCUGAAGAGGCUCCCGCAGGACGCCCCAGACCAGAAGGAUGCGGAGAGGUCCUUGGAGCUCAUCUCCACAGCCGCCAACCACUCCAAUGCCGCUAUUCGGAAAGUGGAGAAAAUGCACAAGCUCUUGGAGGUGUACGAGCAGCUGGGUGGGGAAGAAGACAUUGUCAACCCAGCCAAUGAGCUGAUCAAGGAGGGCCAAAUCCAGAAGCUGUCAGCCAAGAACGGCACCCCCCAGGACCGCCACCUCUUCCUGUUCAACAGCAUGAUCCUUUACUGCGUGCCCAAGCUGCGGCUCAUGGGCCAGAAGUUCAGCGUCCGGGAGAAGAUGGACAUCUCAGGCCUCCAGGUGCAGGAUAUCGUCAAGCCAAACACAGCACAUACAUUCAUCAUAACGGGAAGAAAAAGGUCCCUGGAGCUGCAGACGCGGACAGAGGAAGAGAAGAAAGAAUGGAUUCAGAUCAUCCAGGCCACCAUCGAGAAGCACAAACAGAACAGCGAGACCUUCAAGGCUUUCGGUGGCGCCUUCAGCCAGGAUGAGGACCCCAGCCUCUCUCCAGACAUGCCUAUCACGAGCACCAGCCCUGUGGAGCCUGUGGUGACCACCGAAGGCGGUUCGGGUGCAGCAGGGCUCGAGCCCAGAAAACUAUCCUCUAAGACCAGACGUGACAAGGAGAAGCAGAGCUGUAAGAGCUGUGGUGAGACCUUCAACUCCAUCACCAAGAGGAGGCAUCACUGCAAGCUGUGCGGGGUGGUCAUCUGCGGGAAGUGCUCCGAGUUCAAGGCCGAGAACAGCCGGCAGAGCCGUGUCUGCAGAGAGUGUUUCCUGACACAGCCAGUGGCCCCCGAGAGCCCCAGCCCCGAGGCUCCGGCCAAGCCCAGGCAGAGCACAGAGAAGACACCCACUGCAGACCCCCAGCCCAGCCUGCUCUGCGGCCCCCUGCGGCUGUCAGAGAGCGGUGAGACCUGGAGUGAGGUGUGGGCCGCUAUCCCCAUGUCAGAUCCCCAGGUGCUGCACCUGCAGGGAGGCAGCCAGGACGGCUGGCUGCCCCGCACCAUCCCUCUCCCCAGCUGCAAACUGAGUGUGCCGGACCCUGAGGAGAGGCUGGACUCGGGGCAUGUGUGGAAGCUGCAGUGGGCCAAGCAGUCCUGGUACCUGAGCGCCUCCUCCGCAGAGCUGCAGCAGCGGUGGCUGGAAACCCUAAGCACUGCUGCCCGUGGGGACACAGCCCAGGACAGCCCGGGGGCCCUGCAGCCUCAGGUCCCUAUGGGCGCAGCUGCUCCGUGAGCUGAGUCUUCCACUGCCCUACACACCACACCACAUUGGACCUGUGCUGUCCUGGGAGGUGGUGUCGGAGGCCCCAUGAAGAGCGCCCUGGACUGCUAAGGGUGGGCCAGCAGCCCAGAGUUCAGGACACUUGGCUUUGGAGGGAAGGAAACUGAGGCCCAGAGAGGGGCAACCACUGGCCAAGGGUCACCCAGCAAGUCUUGGCUAAGAGCCUGGCCUCCAGCCCCAGCAGUGUGGCCCAGAGCAGGGGCCGACUGCCAAAGUAACCAUCAUCCAUAUGGGCCGUGUAGUGAUGCUGGCCCGGAAGGCAGAAGGAGGCAGCAUGGGCACUGCCAGGGACAGCCACAUCCUGCUGGUCUGCAGUGUGGUCCACCCUGCCUCUGCCCAGCCUGUCUACACCGUGUGAGCUGAAUCGUGACUCGCUUCCCACCUCCUUUCUCUGUCCUCUUCUGAGGUUCUGCCUGCAGCCCCCAGGAGGUGGGCCUUGCCCCAUCCUAGCUGGACUCAUGGUUCCUAAAUAACUGCGCUCAGAAGCUCUGCUAGGACUUACCCCAGCCACUGAGUGGCAGGCGCAUGAGAUUUGUGGCUGUUCCUGAUGCUAGUGGCACACAGUGCUUAUCUGCAUAAAUAAACACUGACCACCAGC
Pongo pygmaeus (Bornean orangutan) is the source of this 3433-nucleotide messenger RNA. RefSeq names its product FYVE, RhoGEF and PH domain containing 3 (gene FGD3). Gene Ontology annotation, molecular function: guanyl-nucleotide exchange factor activity; metal ion binding. The record is from RefSeq and is a predicted model, not a curated record. Gene Ontology annotation, cellular component: cytoplasm. Lineage: Eukaryota; Metazoa; Chordata; Mammalia; Primates; Hominidae. The coding region runs from base 574 to 2787 and encodes 737 amino acids. Gene Ontology annotation, biological process: filopodium assembly; cytoskeleton organization. The transcript has 18 exons.